AUGGCAGACGAUGUGGGAAGGCGUCGAGCGGCCUUGAAGAGAUGUCCCCUCGGCCAUUGUCUUCGAUCGGGGUUUCUCAACAAUCUCGCCAACAGCCUUCUAGGUAGAUUCAGGCAGCGGAGCGUCCCGUCUGACCUUGAUGAGUCCAUCGAGCUGGAUCGGGCUGCACUACUCCUUCGUCCCCCCGGUCAUUCUGAUCGAUCACAGUCUCUCAACAAUCUCGCUGCCAGCCUUAGAGACAGAUUCAGGCAGCGGGGCGUCCUGGCUGACCUUGAUGAGUCCAUCGAGCUACAUCGGGCUGCACUACUCCUUCGUCCACCCGGUCAUUCUGAUCGAUCAGUGUCUCUCAACAAUCUCGCUGCCAGCCUUGGAGACAGAUUCAGGCAGCGGGGCGUCCCAUCUGACCUCGAUGAGUCCAUCGAGCUCCUUCGGGCUGCACUACUCCUUCGUCCCCCCGGUCAUUCUGAUCGAUCACUCUCUCUCAACAAUCUCGCUGCCAGCCUUCGAGACAGAUUCAGGCAGCGGGGCGUCCCAUCUGACCUCGAUGAGUCCAUCGAGCUCCAUCGGGCUGCACUUCUCCUUCAUCCCCCCGGUCAUUCUGAUCGAUCAGUGUCUCUCAACAAUCUCGCUGCCAGCCUUGGAGACAGAUUCAGGCAGCGGGGCGUCUCGUCUGACCUCGAUGAGUCCAUCGAGCUCCUUCGGGCUGCACUUCUCCUUCGUCCCCCCGGUCAUUCUGAUCGAUCACUCUCUCUCAACAAUCUCGCUGCCAUCCUUCGAGACAGAUUCAGGCAGCGGGGCGUCCCGUCUGACCUCGAUGAGUCCAUCGAGCUCCUUCGGGCUGCACUUCUCCUUCGUCCCCCCGGUCAUUCUGAUCGAUCACUCUCUCUCAACAAUCUCGCUGCCAUCCUUCGAGACAGAUUCAGGCAGCGGGGCGUCCCAUCUGACCUCGAUGAGUCCAUCGAGCUCCUUCGGGCUGCAUUACUCCUUCGUCCCCCCGGUCAUUCUGAUCGAUCAGUGUCUCUCAGCAAUCUCUCUGCCAGCCUUGGAGACAGAUUCAGGCAGCGGGGCGUCCCGUCUGACCUCGAUGAGUCCAUCGAGCUCCUUCGGGCUGCACUACUCCUUCGUCCCCCCGGUCAUUCUGAUCGAUCAAUGUCUCUCAACAAUCUCGCUGCCAGCCUUGGAGACAGAUUCAGGCAGCGGGGCGUCCCAUCUGACCUCGAUGAGUCCAUCGAGCUGGAUCGGGCUGCACUACUCCUUCGUCCCCCCGGUCAUUCUGAUCGAUCAAUGUCUCUCAACAAUCUCGCUGUCAGCCUUCGAGACAGAUUCAGGCAGCGGGGCGUCUCGUCUGACCUUGAUGAGUCCAUCGAGCUGGAUCGGGCUGCAUUACUCCUUCGUCCCCCUGGUCAUUCUGAUCGAUCACAGUCUCUCAACAAUCUCGCCAACGGCCUUCGAGACAGAUUCAGGCAGCGGGCCGUCUCGUCUGACCUUGAUGAAACAUUUAGUCUGUUCUUGCAACUCCCAUCCAUAUCUUAUGCAGUCUCUCGUGCGGAUCUUACUGCUGCCAAGUCAUGGGCUGCUGCCGCUGAAGAGACAAACCAUAGUUCUGCAUUGCUUGCAUAUCAAACUGCAUUGAAAUUCCUGGAUCAGCAUGUCACUCUUUUGUCGUCUUCGUCACGUCAUUUUGAUGUCCUGAGGAUGGCUACGGCUUCGCUUGCUGUGGACGCUUUCUCGUGCAGCGUUCGACAUGGCGCGCCGACAACUGCUGUGGAAUUGGUGGAGCAGGGCCGCGCAGUAUUCUGGUCCCAGCUGGCACGCUUAAGCUCGCCGUUCGAUGGAUUCUCCUUGCCCGGUGAUACCGGCGGAGUCUUGGCGGAAGGGUUCGAGCAGCUGAGCUUCAGCCUUCGUAGCGCAUUCGACCAGUCUACUGAAGACCAGUCCCCACAAAUCCGACAACUGGUCAUCCAGUGGAAUGGUGUCGUCUCCCGCAUCCGCAUGCUCCCUGACUCUUCUCGAUUUCUCCUGCCUCCCUUGUUCUCCAACCUACAGAAGGCCGCUGAAGAAGGACCUGUCAUUAUCGUCAAUGCUAGUCAGUACGGCUGCGACGCCUUGAUUGUCCUGAUUGACCAAAAUCCUGUCCACGUUUCGAUUGGUAUCACGCGGGCUCAAGUCUCCGAAUUGUCCUCCGAUUUUCACUCCGUCGCAGAGCAAUUUGGUUCUUCCGAUCAUCAGAACAAGCUUGUGGGCAUCCUCCGCAAGCUUUGGCAUCAUAUCGUUGACCCCGUGGUCCAAGCCCUCAGGAAGUCGAAUGUUCGCCCUGGCUCGCGUAUCUGGUGGUGUCCCACUGCUGAAUUUACUUUGCUUCCUCUACAUGCAGCAGGACCCUAUGAGAGGGAGAGAGACAACUUGUCAGAGAUUUACAUCUCCUCUUAUACCCCCACUUUGGCGACACUUGUUCGUGCGAGACAGCGCGUCUCUCGAUAUGCAUCUACUCAAUAUUUUGUUGGAAUUGGUCAAGGAAAGCCAGACAGAGGGAAGGAACUGCGAUGCGUCGCUCCUGAAUUAGCCGCCAUAGCUCAGCAUCUCGUGCCCAUCGUGACGUCCUUUACGUCGCUCGAGGACAGCGACGCAACAGUACAGGGUGUCCUUGAUGCACUAACCCACAACCAGUGGCUUCACCUAGCCUGCCACGGCACGCCAAAUCGACAACGACCAUUUGAAUCUUCUUUCGCAAUGCGCGAUGGGCCGUUGAUGAUCAAGGACAUCAUCCGAUCCAACUGGCAGCAUCCGGAAUUCGCAUUCUUAUCGGCUUGCCACACUACUGUGGGCGGUGAAACGAGUCCCGACGAGUCGAUCCAUCUCGCGGCGGCUAUGCAAUUCUCUGGAUUUCGCAGUGUGAUUGGCUCUAUGUGGUCUGUCGACGACGAGGUUGCACGGCAGGGAGAUUGGACUGCACGCGGGCUGCGAUGGCAUUGCACAAGGCCGUGA
Molecule: messenger RNA, 2985 nt
Organism: Suillus subaureus
Lineage: Eukaryota; Fungi; Basidiomycota; Agaricomycetes; Boletales; Suillaceae
Product: CHAT domain-containing protein
Exons: 2
Coding region: 1-2985 (994 amino acids)
Molecular function (GO): protein binding
Source: RefSeq, a predicted model, not a curated record